Molecule: messenger RNA, 663 nt
Organism: Myiozetetes cayanensis
Lineage: Eukaryota; Metazoa; Chordata; Aves; Passeriformes; Tyrannidae
Gene: TMDD1
Product: transmembrane and death domain 1
Exons: 1
Coding region: 1-663 (220 amino acids)
Biological process (GO): signal transduction
Molecular function (GO): protein binding
Source: RefSeq, a predicted model, not a curated record
AUGCUGGUACCCGUGGGACUCGUCCUGCUCUUGCUGGCCGCGGGUGGCCGGGGCGAUGACACGGUGGCCGCCACCGUGGGCCGUCACACCAUGGGCCGCAUCGCCGAGCUGCUGUCCCGCUCCGAGUGCCUCCAGCUCCAGGCAGAGCUGAACGGGCCCGACAGGGAACUGGAGGAGCUGGAGCUGGAGCUGGAGCAUCUCUCCGAGAGGAGCAGCCCCGCCCCACCCCGCCGGACCCGCCGCGGCCCCAGGGGAUGCUCGGAAGCCCUGCGGGACUGGCUGGUGACGGCAGGAGAGGCGACGACCUGGGACCGGCUGGUCCGGAGCCUCCGCCAGAUCGGCCGCUCCGACAUCGCCCGGGAGCUGGGGAAAAACCUGAACCAAGACCGGAGCCUGCAGCUGCAGAGGAACGUGGAGGGAUACAGCCAGAGCGUGCAGCACCUCAGCUCCGUGCAGCUGCAGCCCGGGGGGGCGAGGGGCAGGAGGGCCCCUCUCACCGGGGACCUGCUCUUCGAGCGGCACCGGCCCCCCCCGUACAGCAGAGACCCCCUGGGCUGGGUCCAGCCCGUGGUCCUGGGCGUCCUGGGAGCCUUCCUCACCUCCACCCUGCUCACCAUGACCCUGAUGUACUACUGCCACUGGAGGAGGCUCCUGGCUGCCUGA